Molecule: messenger RNA, 3360 nt
Organism: Carassius gibelio (silver crucian carp)
Lineage: Eukaryota; Metazoa; Chordata; Actinopteri; Cypriniformes; Cyprinidae
Gene: dacha
Product: dachshund a
Exons: 12
Coding region: 173-1984 (603 amino acids)
Source: RefSeq, a predicted model, not a curated record
AUACACUUCUGUCCAUCUCACGAGCGAGGAAGGUAGUUGCACAUUACCGACUAUCAGCAGUAGCUACCGGAGCCGCAUGAGAAACACCGAGUGAAAGCCGCGAAACAGUACGAGGAGCCUGCAAAGUGUGCUUGACUCAAAAGUACGGAAAAGAGGAAACUUCGCAUAAACUAUGGCCGUAUCAGCAACUCCUCCGGUGCUUUCACCGACCUCCACUCCCGGGGGCGCGAGCAGCCUGUUCCGUCCCGACUCUCUGUACUCCAGCCCGGCCGAGUCUCCGCGACUGACCAGCAGCAUGAUCAACUCUUUCAUCUCCGGCACCGGCGGCGGCGGCACUAACGGGAACGGGCCCGGCGUGGUCCACAAUAACGAGUGUAAGAUGGUGGAGGUGCACGGGGUGAAAGUGGCCUCGUUCACCGUGGACGGGCAGGAGCUCAUCUGCCUCCCGCAGGUGUUCGACCUGUUCCUGAAGCACCUGGUCGGCGGACUGCACACCGUCUACACCAAGCUGAAGCGGCUGGAUAUAUGUCCGGUGGUGUGCACGGUGGAGCAGGUGCGGAUCCUGCGCGGACUUGGGGCCAUUCAGCCGGGCGUGAACCGGUGCAAACUCAUCACCCGAAAAGACUUCGAGGCGCUUUAUAACGACUGCACCAAUGCCAGUUCUCGGCCCGGUCGUCCUCCCAAGCGUUCUCUCGGCGUGGCGAUGCAGGACAGCUCUCGUCUGCUUCCUCACAGCGUUCACGGCCUGCUCUCUCCCAGUCUGCUCUCCCCGACAGGUCUGACAGCAGCAGCCAUGGCUGAAGCUAUGAAACUGCAGAAAAUGAAACUGAUGGCCAUGAACAGCAUGCACGGAAGCCAGAACGGUACCGAGUCAGAGAACGAGGAGCUGAACUCCAGUGCAGGCGGCAGCGAGUCGUCCUGGGAUAAAGAGAAACUCCAGUCCCCCCCCUCCUCCAGAGCCCAGCAUGGUCUGGCUCACGCCGGCCUCUCCGCUCAGCAUGGCCUGUCAGGGUCUCAUCUCUCUUCCCUACAGCAGAGUCAUCUCCUGGCUAACCGGCUGGACCUGCCGUUUAUGAUGAUGCCCCACCCCCUGCUGCCCGUCAGUCUGCCGCCUGCCUCCGUUGCCAUGGCGAUGAACCAGAUGAACCACCUGAACACCAUCGCCAACAUGGCCGCAGCUGCUCAGAUGCACAGCCCCCUGUCCAGAGCAGGAUCGUCCGUCAUCAAGGAGUGUGUACAGGACAGUCCGUCUCCUGCUCCGUCUCUGGAGGAAACCCCUCGUCCCGGAUCACAGCCCUCUUCACACCCCAGCAGUAGUGUGUCCAGCUCCCCAAACCCACACACACAGAGUCCUGAACGCCUGGUUUUGAACCCAACCGAUGGAGAACUGCCAGAACGAGACACCGGCAUCAAUAUGAAGAAAAUCCUUAAAGAGAAAGAUGAGGCUCAGUUAGCUUUGCCCAUACAGAAGCAAGGGUUCGAGAAGCUUCCUCUGGGCACCCAGACUCUUCCUCCAGGCUUCCCCGCUCCCUUCCUGUUUGCAGAUGGCCUCUCUUCCGUGGAGACAUUGCUCACUAACAUCCAGGGGCUGCUGAAGGUGGCUGUGGAUAAUGCCCGUGUGCAGGAGAAACAGGUGCAACAGGAACGCAAGGAGUUAAAGAUGGAGCUGUACAGAGAAAGAGAGAUGAGAGAGAGUCUGGAGAGACAACUCACCUCUGAACUGCACAGCCGAGCCACUAUUCAGAAGCGUCUGAAGAAGGAAAAGAAGGCGAAGAGGAAACUGCAGGAGGCUCUGGAGUUUGAGUCUAAGAGGAGAGAGCAGGUGGAACAUGCGCUCAAACAGGCCACAUCUCCUGAGAGUCUCCGCAUGAGUCUCAACGAGGCAGUGAUACCAGAGGUGAAGUCUGAACAUAAUGGCAGCCAGCAGGAGAACUCAGCUGUACAAGAAAACAGACCCUACUCCAAACCUCCCAUCAUGUACUGAAGCUUCUGACAUCUUUAGUCCCACGACAGACAGCUCAGCUCAGCUCAUCUCAGCCCAGAGACGGAUGGAGCCACAUGGAGAGGGGUUUGUGGGGCUUCUUCCCGGAGGAAAAGUGGUGCGGGUGACCGGGCACCUGAACCCAUGUACAGGACUUGAGUGUGUGUGUGUGUGUGUGUAUGUGUGUGGAGGUGCAGCGCAUCUGCGGUCCUCAUGAGACGCGUGUAUGUGUCUUGAGCACUGCUUGUUGGCGACCUUUCAUCACAUGCACCUACUUGUAAAAAAAUGUCUUUCUUUCUUGUUUUGACUACUUCUACAUCCCACACUUUUUUGAGAUUAAAAGAAAUGUUUGUUUUCCUGGAUUAAAAUCUCAUUACCUGAUGAAUUCCCCUUCUUUAUGUGAAGCACACAGAUUCACCCUAAAGUAAUCUUCAGUUUGUUAUUAUUAUUAUUAUUAUUGAGUGUGAUCUGCUGAUCCCCCAUGAUUCUGAACAGCACAACAGUUUUGACGAGUCUGUAGAGAACUUUGUCCACAGCACCUCUACAUGAAGGGACAAAAGAGACAAAUAUUAUGAGGACAGACUCCAAACAAGACAUGUGCUUCUUUAAUAAACAUUGUCUGCAUUUGUUGUUUUGCCUUUUAAGAAAGGGAUUCUAUAUCAACAUUUCGUUUUUUUCUAAUUUGUUGUAUUUUUUUUAGAAAAUGUAGAAAUAUUUUCCCCAUGUUGUCGUUUCCCCUCCCUAUGUUUAUUAAUCUGGUGUUUAUUUUAUUAUCUGCUUUGUUAUUUUCCAUUGUAUUUUAAUCAGCAUUUCAAACAGAUGCUCAAGUGAUCUUGAAACAAACGUUCUUUGUUCGUCUUUGCUGUCUUACUUUGCCCCGUGACAAUGUUUUUCUCUAUUGCUGCUUAACUUAAAAAGUAAAAAAAAAAGAAGUGUUCAUUUGAUGUUGCUAUAAACACAGUAUUACAGUACUCCCCCUUCUGUUUUUACCCGUUUAUAAAGACUUGUAAACAUGCUUUAGCGUUUGCUAUCCUGACGUUGUUAUUACGUGGAUACAUUUUUAGUGACGAAAAAGAGAUGAGAAGUACCCUUAUGCACAUCCAGAGCGAGCAUGCUUGUAAAUACAAUAAUGAAAAAUGACACGUAUCGAUUGAAAAUAAAACGCUGCCUCUUCAAAUCUAUUUUUAAACAUUUCUAGCGACUCCAUAGGUAAUGCAAUCAGAAAUCGGCAGCUAUCGAUGAUGUUGAAUCUUGUUUUCAAAUGGCAACAGACACUUAUCACAGCCUUGCACAUGCCACGACGAAUAAAACACCCCUAUGGACGACUUGGUAGGUUUUGAUUUUUUCCCCCUUUGAGUAAUAAAAUUAAGAUGGAAACA